AAUUAUGUUGAACAUGAUCGUGUGGCAAUGAAUAUUAAUAGCUAGUGCAGACUCAACAGUAAACACGCCCUAAAAGACUCACAUACAGUUUUAUAGCUAGCUGCUCCAUAAACUAUAGCUGUAAGAAGUUGCAAGAGAGAAAAAAUGAAUAACAACCUGUUAGUACCGGCACUGCUCUUCCUCUCGUUGUUUGCUACCUCUUCUGCGUACCUUGACGGAGCCCGUAAUGAGUCUUGUUACAACCACAGCAUUGUUCACACUGUAGAUUUAGGGGGGGGUGAAGUUAUAAAUGAUCCAAGUACAGUCUGUAACACCCCCUGUGGCUACCAACUAUAUGUUGUUGGGGAACGAGCAGAAAAUGGAACUCUGACGAAAUAUGAAACGAAUACGACAACAAGUUUUGAGUACAAGCUGAACACCACUUAUCAAUUUUCGUUGAGGAUAAUCAUGUUGGCGGGUGGUCAGGAAACGAACGGCUUUGUAGGGUUCCUGGUUCAAGCUCGUAAUUACACAGACAUGUUUGUCCCUGAAUCCUCCAUACACGGGACAUGGGAGGACAAUAGUAUGCUGUAUAGACCACUCAACUGUGGCAAGUCCAUGGCCAAUACAUCUGUACUUUAUCCUAACUCGGCUACUCAAAAGCUAUCCACGGUCAUUGCUGAUAUAGGUGGAAACAAUGAGGUGCUUCUCUACUGGGUAUCACCUGCCGAACAAGAUGACGCAGUCACCGUUGCGUUCUGGUAUACAAUUGUUCAGCAGCAUCGUGCUCAUUUCUUUCCUGUGAGAGGACCUGUUGGAACUCCUCUUCUUCCUACAACCGCUCCAACGGCAGCUACAACGGCAGCUACAACCGCUCCAACGGCAGCUACAACGGCAGCUACAACCGCUCCAACGGCAGCUACAACCGCUCCAACGGCAGCUACAACCGCUCCAACGGCAACUACAACUGAUUCACCGGUAACUACAACUGAUCCACCGUUAGACAUUGGGAUAGUGCUGACCCUGGUUGAAAUCGUUGGCAUUUCUGUUGGUGGUGUUGCUGCUGCUAUCGCUGGAAUUAUUGCCAUCGUAAUAAUGGCUGUGAUCAUAGCGAUGUGCUGUUGCAAAAAAGAGGGUAAAGAGCAUAAAAAGUCUAACAAGCAAGUGGCGAAGUUAUGGAUGUCUAACCCCAUCGAGAAUGAAGUGGAAGUGUAUAUUUAAUUAUUAUUGAAUCCAACAUUAAUUUUUUAUCAUUAUUUUGUAAUACUUUCUCUAUCAUAGUUCGGACCCUUGCAUGCAUAUUAUUUGUAAAUCAUGCCACAGAGAGAGCUUGAAUAAUUAGCAAUGUUAUUGUGAUUUGAUCGUAAUUAUGUACUUUAUUCAAUACAUGAGUGUGUUUGAACGAUUUGG
Halichondria panicea is the source of this 1389-nucleotide messenger RNA. RefSeq lists its product as uncharacterized. Lineage: Eukaryota; Metazoa; Porifera; Demospongiae; Suberitida; Halichondriidae. The record is from RefSeq and is a predicted model, not a curated record. Gene Ontology annotation, cellular component: membrane. The coding region runs from base 145 to 1200 and encodes 351 amino acids. The transcript has 8 exons.